AUGAGGGGGGAUUACAUCAUUUUAUAUAUUUAUAUGGUUCUAUUUAUGUUGUUCAAUGAGAUUAAUGCUAGCGGAAGAACACCAAAGUUUGUAAACGUAGAUGAAGAUGGUAAUCUAAGAGGUGAAACAACAGAUGUUACAUAUAAGUCAUCAAUCGAAUGUGAAUGGCCUGGAGACAGAAGCACUUGUAUAUUGCCAGUUAAUGGUAAACACUUUCAUGAAUGGACACCCAUUGAACCGAUGUUAGAAGGUGUACAUACUUUACAUACCAUAGAAUAA
Molecule: messenger RNA, 279 nt
Organism: Schistosoma haematobium
Lineage: Eukaryota; Metazoa; Platyhelminthes; Trematoda; Strigeidida; Schistosomatidae
Exons: 6
Coding region: 1-279 (92 amino acids)
Source: RefSeq, a predicted model, not a curated record